Cladophialophora yegresii CBS 114405 is the source of this 1251-nucleotide messenger RNA. Its product is annotated as argininosuccinate synthase. Gene Ontology annotation, biological process: urea cycle; L-arginine biosynthetic process. The transcript has 3 exons. Gene Ontology annotation, molecular function: argininosuccinate synthase activity; ATP binding. NCBI's taxonomy places the organism in Eukaryota, Fungi, Ascomycota, Eurotiomycetes, Chaetothyriales, Herpotrichiellaceae. Gene Ontology annotation, cellular component: cytoplasm. The record is from RefSeq and is a predicted model, not a curated record. Bases 1 to 1251 code for a protein of 416 amino acids.
AUGCCUGAGAAACAACGCGUCUGUCUGGCCUACUCAGGUGGCUUGGAUACGUCUUGUAUCUUGGCCUGGCUGAUUGAGAAGGGCUACGAUGUCAUCUGUUUUAUGGCGAACAUUGGGCAGGAGGAGGACUUCGACGCUGCGAAGGAGAAGGCAUUGAAGAUCGGAGCAAAGCAAUGCUACAUCGAGAAUGUCAUCGACGAGUUCGUCCGCGAGCUUUGCUUCCCAGCCAUUCAAUGCAACGCCUCAUACGAGAACGUGUACCUGCUGGGGACAUCUCUUGCACGCCCCGUCAUCGCUCGCGCUCAGGUCAAGGUUGCCCAGAAGGAAGGCUGUCAGUUUAUCUCCCACGGCUGCACAGGCAAGGGCAAUGACCAAGUUCGAUUUGAACUCGCCUUCUAUGCCCUCCAACCUUCUAUCCAGGUCAUUGCGCCCUGGCGCAUUCCUGAGUUUUAUGAGACGUUCAAGGGUCGAAACGAUCUGCUAGACUAUGCUGCGAAAACGGGAAUUCCAGUUACGUCGACAAAGUCGAAGCCUUGGAGCAUGGACGAGAAUCUAGCACACUGCAGCUACGAGGCAGGCAUCCUGGAAGACCCAAACACCUCGCCACCAUCAGACAUGUGGAAGCUGACCGCCGAUCCGAUCCUCUCGGCCCCCAACGAAGCCGAGGAUGUCACGAUCGACUUCGAGAAAGGUCUGCCCGUGAAGAUCAGCUCGCCCUCGCAAGGCACAAAGACAGAUCCCACCGAGCUGUUCUUGGCCGCCAAUGCGCUCGCUCGCAAACACGGCGUCGGCCGCAUCGACAUUGUCGAGAACCGUUUCAUCGGAUUGAAGAGCCGUGGCUGCUACGAAACCCCCGGUCUCACGAUCCUCCGCGCUGCCCAUAUCGACAUCGAGGGCCUGACGCUCGACCGCGAAAUCCGGGCCUUGCGCGACCAGUUCGUCACAAUUGGCUGGUCCCGCGUGUUGUAUAACGGCUUGUACUUCUCCCCUGAGCGCGAGUUCCUGGAAGCAAGCGUCAUCGAGUCUCAAAAGAGCGUGAACGGCCAGGUCCGCAUCCGUCUGUACAAGGGCAACUGCAUCGUCAUGGGCCGGUCAUCGCAGACCGAGAAGUUGUACGACGAGAGCGAGUCCAGCAUGGACGAGAUCGGCAGCUUCGAGCCUGUUGAAACCGGCGGCUUCAUCAAGGUUCAGGCUAUUCGGUUGAAGAAGUACGGGCAGAUGAAGGCGGAGAAAGGGGAGAACUUGCUAUGA